Fomitopsis serialis is the source of this 498-nucleotide messenger RNA. RefSeq lists its product as uncharacterized. Gene Ontology annotation, biological process: spliceosomal snRNP assembly; mRNA splicing, via spliceosome. The record is from RefSeq and is a predicted model, not a curated record. The coding region runs from base 1 to 498 and encodes 165 amino acids. Gene Ontology annotation, cellular component: U5 snRNP; U2 snRNP; U1 snRNP. NCBI's taxonomy places the organism in Eukaryota, Fungi, Basidiomycota, Agaricomycetes, Polyporales, Fomitopsidaceae. The transcript has 5 exons.
AUGUCGGGUCGUCAACAGCGUGUGAUGGUGCAGCCCAUCAAUGUGAUCUUCAAAAACCUCCACAGCAAAGUUGUGAUCUGGCUGUACGACAACAUUGAGAUGCGUAUUGAGGGAGAAUCAUUGUGCGUGUUUGGAACAACAUCGUUGAACCCACCCUGCGUUAAACGUCGGAACCAAGGAGGCGUCGACCUCUUGUUGGCCUUGCGAUUCAGGACUGCUGCUGCACUCCUGGUCAACCACAUCCGUGUCCCUCCCGGUUUCGAUGAGUUCAUGAAUGUUGUCGUGGAUGAGGCCGCUGAAGUAUACGUCAAGGAUGCCAAGCCGCGACGUGACCUAGGCCGCAUAUUGCUCAAGGGGAUAACAUCACUCUAUUCAACAAGUGGUAUAGUGACACUUUGCGCAUGGAUCGACGCUGUAUCCAAAACACCCAACCGUAAGUUUCGAAUGGGUGCGGAGUCCGCCAGGGCGGCUGGGCCUGCAUACGGGAUGUAUGUAUAG